AUGUCAGGUGCAAUAACAGCGCUGCAGGUACAAAAAACAAAAAGAGCCAAACGAAGUAGCUCUAACAACCAUUCUAAAUUUGCAGGAAUGAUCAAAUCUGCUAUUAGUGCUGAUAAAAACCCCAGCGGUUCCUCGCUGCAGUCAAUUCGGAAGUACAUUAUGAGCCACUAUAACCUGAAGGGGAAUCCUGAUUCAAAAAUCAAAGUGACUCUAAGAAAAUUAGUGUCCACUGGAACUCUGCAACAUGCAAGUCGCGGGGGACUGUCUGGUCCAUUCAAACUGACUGGUAGCCGCGGAUCCACGACGUCUAUUGGAGGAAAAAAAGGGUCACAGAAAAGAAGCAGGAGCAAGGGCAGGAGUAGUGCCAGGGGCCGGAAUGGCAGCAGAAAAGGUGGUAGACGUAGGAAAAUUGCUACAUCCCGGGGCAAAGGCCAGAAACGCAAAGGAGCAGGCAAGAGGGGCACCAGGGCAAAAAGGAGAAAAGGGAGAAGCAAAAUGAAGACCAAAAAACCAAGGGCUCGCAAGCAAAAGAGUAGGAUGAAAGGAAGAAGAAAGGCCAGGUCAAAGAAAAGAUCAAGAAAGAAGUAA
This is a messenger RNA of Polypterus senegalus (gray bichir), 588 nucleotides long. Its product is annotated as histone H1.0-like. The record is from RefSeq and is a predicted model, not a curated record. Gene Ontology annotation, cellular component: nucleus; nucleosome. Gene Ontology annotation, biological process: nucleosome assembly; negative regulation of DNA recombination; chromosome condensation. The transcript has a single exon. Lineage: Eukaryota; Metazoa; Chordata; Cladistia; Polypteriformes; Polypteridae. Gene Ontology annotation, molecular function: nucleosomal DNA binding; structural constituent of chromatin; double-stranded DNA binding. The coding region runs from base 1 to 588 and encodes 195 amino acids.